Messenger RNA from Rhinopithecus roxellana (golden snub-nosed monkey), 3939 nucleotides. RefSeq names its product translation initiation factor IF-2-like. The coding region runs from base 354 to 1058 and encodes 234 amino acids. NCBI's taxonomy places the organism in Eukaryota, Metazoa, Chordata, Mammalia, Primates, Cercopithecidae. The record is from RefSeq and is a predicted model, not a curated record. The transcript has a single exon.
GAGGACGUCCUCUGGGUGCCCCUCGGCCUCCAUGCAGGACAUCCGUUCCCAGGGUGGCCCGGGCCAGGCCUCGGGGGUGCAAGGGUUGACCUGACCUCCCCCCCCCGCUCCCGCCCCCGCCGCUCCGGGAAGAAAGGGUGCUGUGUCUGGCGGCGAGCAGGCGCCGGAAUGGUGCGCCCGGGCCCAGGGCUGCACGGUGCACGGGGCCCCGAUACCAGGAGCGCAAAGCUCCGGGUGAGGCCUAGGAGAACCCCGCCGAGGGACCCCAGCCUACCGGUUCUCGGAGGGGCGAAAAAGCCAGGUCAGGUUGAGGGAGAGGAGGAGGAAGGGGUGUCCAGGAGACCGACUGGAAGAUGAGAGCGUCCCCCGGGGUAGCGACCGGCCUCUUGGAAAACCAGAGGCGGAGGGAGCAGCCGCGGAGUGGAGGGCGCAGGCCGGGACCUGGGCCUCUCCUCCCACAGCAAGCCCCCCGCCCACGCAUCAUCUGCAGCCGAGCGGCACCUACCUCCCUCUCCCCACCUCAUCCCUGCUCGCUCUUCCGCUGGUCAGGCCACGCGGGUGCCAGCGCGGGCUGGGGACGCCCCAGCCGCGGCCUUGGGGAGGGGGCAGGACUGAAGUUCACUCUCUCCCUGCGUGGUCUAGAAGCCCCUCGCCCACCCGCCACUGUCUCCCCCGCCUCUGGCUGCGCGCUUGGCGGAUCUUCUCCAUCAGUUCUGCCCACUGGAGUGGGAAGGGGCCGAGCCGAGCCGCGCGGGAAUUGGCAGGCGGGGAGGCGGGGAGGCGGGGAGGCGGGGAGGCGGGGUAAGAGACGAGAUGAAAUCGGCCCGGGACAGCAGAGUGCCUUGGGAUGGGAUGGGAGGGAAGAGGGGGUGACGGUUGCGUUUUCCAGGGCUGUGGGGGUGGUGCGCCUAUUGGAACCUACUCCUCAGCCUCCUUCCCCGUCCCCACCUAGGGGACUGGCGGACCGUGCGUCCCACAGACUUAACACUCCCCCCCACACCCCCGCUCCUAGAAGGGGUGUUCUCAGUGGACACCGACUAGGGCUCCAGAUCCCCUGAGACCCAGACAAGGGCUCCGGUCGUCUGUCCUCGUAGCUUCCAACUUUUCUGCUCCUCCGGAUAAGCGGGCAGUUCAGAGAUGGUUCCCAGGGCGGCAGCUGCAAGCCUCCCCGCGCCCCCCUCAAAGGUUCAGACUACACUCAAAGGCUCCCGAAGAAGCAAAACCACCAGCUCUACCCCCUUAUGCGGUUUGCCUCACCCUUCCCACCCGCCUCGAAACCCACACACACGGGAAAGGGGUGCAUGGAGCCCGCGUCCCGGUUUGCAGAAGCAGCGCGGAGCUACGGUCAUUUCUUCUUCACGCGGGGUCUCCAGCGCGCCUGAAUCUUUACCUAGCCAAGCCAAGCCAGGUCUAAUCAAUCACGUGCGUUAUUUCGUGCAUCACCCAAGCCGUCAUCUUAUCCAAGGCCCGGAGAUGAAGGAGGGAAAAAAAAUCGCUUAAUGCAACCCCAACCAAGCCUGUUUUCCCUUUUUCUCUCUGGUUAACCGCACUCCCGCAACCCCGCAAAGAAGCACCCCAGGCGGUGGUAGCUGACAGUUUUCUUAAAGAAGAAGGGAGGGGUCGGGGGGAGAAAAAGAAAAGAAAAGCCUCCCAUGCCUCACAGUUUGCAGAAGUCUUCCUGCCUUCACCAUCUCCAGCCCUGGCCGCUUCGCUCCUUCUCUCCCUGUACUGCAGAUACAUAUAUAUAUUUUUCCCCUCUCCCCGCCACAAUCUUCUGUUUAUUUGUAUGGAAGGCAGCGCUACUUUGUAAACACAUCACACACGGCCCCAGAGCCGUUCAAAUAGCUGAUUGCAGCAAAACGCUUCCAAACAACGGUAGUCCGGAUUUUUCUUUUUAAGUGAAAAUAAAACCAAAUAUUUCUGUGGAGAGGUUGCAUGUAAAAGCCGUAUGAAGGUCCACAAUCCCACCCACACCUAAGAAAUGGAGCGAGACAGAUAGGAGAAAGUCCUGUUCAAAUUUUCCAAAAAUAAUAUUAAUAAUCAUAAAAGAAAAAAAGAUCAAAUGAAGUGAAACUCAAGUAUCUGCAGUGAGGCUUUCCAUCCUUUGCUGGAAAACCACUGCAAGUCAAAAUGUUUAAACCGCUUUUUAAAAUAAGGAGAAUAAUAUCCCAGAGGCACGUCUUAAAACUACACCUACCUUAGCUUUGGAAGAGCUGCAUCGGCUGUUAAGAGUUCUUUUUACACGUCCAGAUUUUUCUAGGGAACUCGAAACGAGGUAUGAUUCAGGAGGAUGUUUUGAAAGCCCAGGAGCCUUCCCCUUCUGGAACCCCCCAACUAGAUUCGCUCAUCCAGAGGAAUGCAAGAGCCACCAACACCGCCUAGUUUGGAGGAAAUUCGUUGUUUCUGCCGUCAAUGGUCUGUGGACGGGCAGAACAAGCAUUACAAUUGAAGCAGGAAGGACCGAGCUAGUGGCUGAAUAAGAGCUCUGUGCUAAGAGACAGAGAAGGGAGAGAGACGGUUCUGCAAGAAAAAGAGAGAUUGAGGAGAGAGGUCCUGCUGUCUCCGGGGCUCUCCCUCUGCCAUUGGACCAAACUGAAUGAAAUUUACAAAGCCAGCAGCCAAUAGAUCUCCGGAGUCGGCCCCAUCACUACAGAAACCACAUCCACAGCUACAACCUCAUGCAAUGAGCAGCUAAUCCCAGUGCAAACCAGCUGUAACGGAGAGAUCCCGGGUACCCGGGAGAUAGAGCAGGUGGGCAUGGCACACGGUGCCACCGCACCAGACGCGCACAGCAAACCUUCUUCCUCUUUGCUUUUUUAGGACUCUCUAGAUACCCUCCACACCAAACAUGCUGCAGUAUAUGCAAACAUCUUUAACUGUUUAAGGUCAUGAUCUCCAGCAGUCCCUGUGUCUGCGUUAUUGAGUCAAUUGGGAAGCAAUGAUAUAAAAAAAAUUUUUAAGAGCAGCAAAAAUUGGAAUGCAGCUCUGUAAAAUACAGGACCUCUUUUAUGCUCAGGGUAUGGUUGAGAGGGGAUCGAUGAAAGCUUUUUGUUUACUUCUAUUCUUAUACUUUCAUGAGUUUGAUAAAAUAUUGGAGUUGUGCCCAGGAUGAGGCAUUUGUUUUUAAAUACGCCUCUUCAUUUCCAGGGUCCAGGAGGUUAUCUUUCUGAGGAAGUUUCAAGUUGUGGGGGGCGAGGAUGGGGGUAUGGCCCCUGUACUUAAAGUUGAGUUGGAGAAAGUUGGAUUUAAUUUGGCAAUGCAAAGAUCAGAGGGCAUCAUAGAGUGUUGUGACAAUGAACACGGAUUUUAAAAUAAGAUUGCUUGGGUUCAAGUUGCAUGUGACUUUAGGUGUGUAUUUUAAUGGUUUACCUCCAUUUCUGCAUCUGCAAAAUGGAACAGGUAAUCGACAUGUAAUACUGUAAUGAUUAGCUGAGUUAAUGUGUGGGGCCUCAUAGUCUUCACAACAAUAUUACAUGGUGAUUACUUUUAUUCUUCUGCCUGGCCAGAAAAGUUAGCUUUUCUUAAAAUUAUUUCAUGGUCCAUUAAUUCAUUUAUGGAAGGAAAAAAAUAGUGUCUGCAACACAUAGGAUAUCCUCCUAAUUGCUUCUGCUUUAGGCAGUAAACCGAAGCAUGAAGCCUGCCACGAUGAUGUGAAGGAUACUUGGGCAACAUGACCAAUAAUAGGGAAGGUGAUAGACACCAAUUUGGGGACCUGGUUUCAUGUAAAGACUCUAUCCUCACAAACUUUGCCUUGUUGUAAAGUCAGUUAUGUUCUGUGAAUCUGUUAAACUGAGAUUAAAAUUACCUUUCCUGUGGGCUUCUUGUGGAGACUACAUGAAAUAAUAUGUAUAAAAGCACUUUUUACCAAUAAGAUAGGUACACAGAUAUACACUUAUCUAUUAAUAGACACCUAUACCCAAUAAUAGAAAAAACAUAUCC